This is a messenger RNA of Malaclemys terrapin pileata, 13169 nucleotides long. It is a transcript of the gene NCOA1, whose product is annotated as nuclear receptor coactivator 1. Gene Ontology annotation, biological process: positive regulation of transcription by RNA polymerase II; cellular response to hormone stimulus. The transcript is spliced from 20 exons. The coding region runs from base 188 to 4513 and encodes 1441 amino acids. Gene Ontology annotation, cellular component: nucleus. The record is from RefSeq and is a predicted model, not a curated record. Gene Ontology annotation, molecular function: nuclear receptor binding; protein dimerization activity. NCBI's taxonomy places the organism in Eukaryota, Metazoa, Chordata, Testudines, Emydidae.
AAUUCAAUAAUUGAUGCUGGUCCCCUGCCGGGAGAGUUCAUCUGAAGACUGCCCAUGGACAAUCGAUGCUUGUGUUUGCUGAAGUUCUAGUAUUCUUUUGUUUUACUGUUUAAUUUACUGAAGAGUCCAUUUUUUCCCAUGAGUCAUCUUCCACCUCUGGAAAGGUAGAGGUGCAAAGUAGCUCAACAUGAGUGGCCUUGGGGACAGUUCAACAGACCCUGCUAACCCUGAUUCCCGGAAGAGGAAGGGGUCGCCGUGUGAUACGUUGGCCCAGAGCAAUGAAAAGCGACGCCGGGAGCAGGAGAAUAAAUACUUAGAGGAGCUGGCGGAGCUGCUCUCGGCAAACAUUGGUGACAUCGACACCCUGAGUGUCAAGCCAGACAAAUGCAAGAUUCUAAAGAAGACAGUCGACCAAAUCCAGCAGAUGAAGAGGUUGGAACAAGAGAAAACAGCUGAUGAUGACGUCCAGAAGUCUGACAUCUCAUCCAGCAGCCAAGGAGUGAUCGAAAAGGAAUCUCUGGGACCUCUUCUCCUGGAAGCACUGGAUGGCUUUUUCUUCGUUGUGAAUCGUGAGGGGAGGAUUGUGUUUGUGUCCGAGAAUGUGACCAGCUACCUGGGUUAUAACCAGGAAGAGCUCAUGAAUACCAGUGUCUACAGCAUCCUGCAUGUAGGGGAUCACGCGGAGUUCGUCAAGAAUUUGCUGCCAAAGUCUCUAGUAAAUGGAGUUCCUUGGCCUCAGGAAGCAACCAGACGCAGCAGCCAUACCUUCAGCUGCCGGAUGCUGAUCCGCCCCCCUGAUGAGCUAGGUGCAGAGAACCAGGAGGCUCGCCAGCGCUAUGAGGUGAUGCAGUGCUUCACCGUGUCCCAGCCCAAAUCGAUCAAAGAGGAAGGAGAAGAUUUCCAAUCCUGUCUGAUAUGCAUUGCACGGAGAUUACCUCGACCUCCAGCUGUCACCAGUUCAGAAUCUUUCAUGACCAAGCAAGAUACUACAGGUAAAAUUAUCUCCAUUGACACCAGUUCCCUAAGAGCCGCAGGCAGGACUGGCUGGGAGGAUUUAGUGCGGAAGUGCAUCUAUGCUUUCUUCCAGCCUCAGGGCAGAGAGCCAUCUUAUGCCAAACAGCUAUUUCAAGAAGUGAUGACACGUGGCACGGCCUUCAGUCCGUCGUAUAGAUUCACGCUGAGCGACGGGACGGUACUUAGCGCCCACACCAAGUGUAAGCUCUGCUAUCCUCAAAGCCCAGAAAUGCAGCCUUUCAUCAUGGGCAUCCAUAUCAUUGACAGGGAUCACCACAUGCUCUCUCCUCAAGAGAACACUAACUCUGGAAUGCCCCUUCCCCGUGUCAGCCCUGCGCUGCACCCUAGCAUGUCCCCAGGGCAAGGCAUGGCUCUCUCGUCCGCCAUCCCUCCAUCCAACAGUGGCAUGUUGGCGACCAAUGUAAAUCAGCAGCCAGGCUCUGGCCUCCACAGCAGCAAUUCCAGCACCGGCCAGACAAGCUUUGGGUGUUCACCUGGGAAUCAGAUCGGAGCCAAUGUUGCCUUAAGCCAGGGACAAGCUGGUCCCCAGAACAAUAACCACCUUUUAAACCUCAAUAGCUCUCCCAUGAACAGUCCAGGGAUUACCCCAGCACAGUUCAUGUCUCCUAGGCAUCGGGUUAGCCCAGGAUUGGUACCAAGGCCCAGAAUGCCAAGCAAUCCUUUCUCGCCUACCAUGCACUCCCCUGUGGGCAUGGCGAGCAGUGGCUGCAGCAGCGGUGGCAGCAACAACAGGCCUUUCCCCAAUGCCCCGAUAAACUCUAUGCAGGGGCUUAACGAAGGCCCCAGCACCCCCAUGGGCUACUCCACGCCACCGCCCAUUCUGAGGCAGCCGAGCUCCCAGAACUCGCCCGGUCGGCUCAGCAUGCAGCCUGUGAAAACGGAGCCGAAAGACAGCAAGGAGAUUGCCUCCAUCCUGAGCGAGAUGAUUCAGUCUGACAGCGGCUCGAGCGAUGGCAAGCCGCUGGACUCAGGCCUGCUACAUGCCAGUGACAGACUCUCGGAGGGAGACGCCAAGUGCUCCCAAGCCACCAGCCACAAGCUGGUUCAGCUCCUGGCCACAACGGCAGAACAACAGCUGCGGCACACUGAUGCAGAUACUAGCUGCAAAGAUCCCUUAUCCUGCACAGGUGCCUCUGGGAACCCUCCAGGCAACACGUGUCCCUCUUCCCAUAGCUCCCUCACAGAGCGGCACAAGAUCUUACACCGGCUCUUGCAGGAGGGCAGCCCCUCCGACAUCACCACUCUGUCCAUGGAGCACGACAAGAAGGAUACCGCGCCAAACGCUGCAGCCACCCCUACCUCUCAGAGUCAGAUCCCGGGGACCCCUGAAAUCAAACUGGAGCCAGAGGCCUUGAAGAAAAAGGAGUCUAAGGACCAUCAGCUCCUACGCUACCUACUAGACAAGGAUGAGAAGGACCUUGCCGCGGUCCCGGCCCUGAGUCUGGACGAUGUGAAGGUGAAAGUGGAGAAAACGGAGCAGAUGGAUCCGUGCAAUACGACUCCGGCCCCGCUGACCAAGCCCCCUACUGCAGAGGAAGUGAAGCUAGAGUCGCAGGGCCAGUUUGCUGCUGACCUCGACCAGCUCGAUCAGCUGCUGCCUUCGCUGGAGAAAGCAGGCCAGUUACCAGGCUUGUGUGGGACAGACAGAACCGAAAGCAGCAUGGCCAGUGUUGCGGUCAAACCUGAGAUUCUGACAGCCCCGCUCCAGCCCAGCGCUGCAGCAAGAACUCCAAUGGGGCUUAAUAGAUUGUCUGAACUGGAGUUGGGAGUCUCCGAUCAACAGUUUGGACAGCCAGGAAUGGGUGACCAGAUUCCAUGGGCAGACAACCCCAUGGCCUCCAUGAAUCGAGUAUCUUUGAAUAAACCAGACGACCAGUGCAUCACUUCCCAGCUGGACGAACUCCUAUGCCCCCCCACCACGCCGGAGGGCCGGAAUGACGAGAAAGCCCUCCUCGAGCAGCUUGUGUCCUUCCUGAGUGGCAAAGAUGAAACGGAGUUGGCGGAAUUGGACCGAGCUCUUGGGAUUGACAAAUUGGUCCAGGGAGGCGGCCUGGAAGUGCUGACUGACAGAUUCCAGCCACAGCAAGCGACACCGUCUCUUCUAAUGGAUCAGAAGCCUGGCCUCUACCCCCAGCCUUAUUCUUCUGCUUCUCCUACUGCUAAUCUCCCCAGCCCUUUCCAAGGCAUGGUCAGGCAGAAACCCUCUUUCGGGCCCAUGCCGGUUCAGGUACCACCCCCCCGAGGGGCUUUCCCCACCAACAUGGGAAUGCAGCCACGGCAGACUUUAAACAGGCCACCGACAGCUCCCAACCAGCUGAGACUUCAGCUGCAGCAGCGGCUACAAGGGCAGCAGCAGCUGAUACACCAAAAUCGGCAGGCGAUCCUGAACCAGUUUGCAGCAAAUUCUCCAGUCGGCAUCAGUAUGAGGGCAGGCAUGCAGCCACAGAUUACGCCUCAGCCACCUCUGAAUGCACAGAUGCUGGCCCAGCGGCAGCGAGAGCUGUACAGCCAGCAGCAUCGGCAGCGGCAGCUAAUGCAGCAGCGAGCCAUGUUAAUGAGACAGCAGAGCUUCGGGAACAACCUUCCUCCCUCGGCUGGACUCCCAGUGCAGAUGGGGGCAGCUCGCCUCCCCCAGGCACCCCCACAGCAGUUCCCCUACCCCCCCAACUACGGUACGAAUCCAGGAAACCCUCCCACCUCCACCAGCCCCUUUUCGCAGCUGGCGUCGAACCCAGAGGCAGCACUGGCCAGUCGCAGCAGCAUGGUGAACAGAGGGAUGAUGGGGAACGUUGGAGGGCAGUUUGGUGCCGGGAUGACCCCUCCCAUGCAGCAGAACAUCUUCCAGUACUCGGGGUCAGGCAUGGGUCAGCAAAGCGAGCCUGCAUUCGCUCCGUCACUCAGCCCCAGCAGCCCUCUGAUGUCGCCGCAGAUCCCUCCUUCACAGAGCCCCAUGCUCCAGUCAGCUCCACCGACCCCUGGGUACCAGUCCCCAGACAUGAAGACUUGGCAGCAAGGAACAAUGGGGAAUAAUAAUGUAUUCAGCCAAGCUGGGCAGAACCAGCCCACACCUGCGCAGCAGGGAAUGUACAACAACAUGAGCAUCACCGUGUCCAUGGCUGGAGGAAACACAAACGUCCAGAACAUGAAUCCAAUGACUGGACAAAUGCAGAUGAGCUCACUGCAAAUGCCCGGGAUGAACUCCAUGUGCUCUGAGCAGGUAAAUGACCCAGCGCUGAGACCCACCGGCCUUUACUGCAACCAACUUUCCUCCACUGACCUUUUGAAAACAGAAGCAGAUGGGGCGCAGCAGGUACAACAGGUUCAGGUGUUUGCUGACGUGCAGUGUACAGUGAAUCUGGUAGGUGGAGAUCCUUACCUGAACCAGCCUGGUCCAAUGGGCUCGCAGAAAAGCACGACAGGUCCUCAGACCCCUCAGGCCCAGCAGAAGAGCCUCCUUCAGCAGCUACUGACUGAAUAACCGCUUUUAAAGGAAUGUGAAAUUUAAAUAAUAAGACAUACAGAGAUAUAUAAAUAUAUAUAUAUAUUAUAUAUUUUUCUGAGAUUUUUGAUAUCUCAAACUGCAGCCAUUCUUCAGCUCGUAGUGUUUGGAGCAAAAAGGUUUUUUUGUUUUGGGUUUUUUGUUUUGUUUUGUUUUGUCUUUCGGGGGUUUUUUUUGUUUGUUUGUUUUUGUAAAAGGCAUUGGAUGUUGGCAAAGCGACAAGGCAGGACAGUCGGUUUCUUGAGCCAAAAUUACAGAUGAUUCUUAUUUUUGUAAUCAGUUGCUGGCAUCUUACUCCAGACGAAGGUUUCUCGGGGAAGUGGGGAAGGGGAUGGAGGAAGAAGCGAGUUGAAAGAGACUGCUUCGGAAGGAGGAAGAUCAUCUCAGUUUCAGCUGGAUCUGUCACUGAUUCAUGUCUCAGCCCAGUGGGAAGGUGGGGAAAGACACCGGACUUCUAUCAGAAAGGCUGUUUUUAUUCAUGCUUAAAAAACCCAAACACCUUUUCUCCCCUCUGCCCCAGUCCGCUUGUGCGUACAAUCAGCUUUUUCUAGCAAUCGUGAGUUUGUCAGUUUUAAAGAAAAACAGAGAGUAUUUUGACCCACCAUUUUUUCCAUGUUUUAUGCUGGUGUUUAAAGCCUCCUAGCGAGAGAGGCCACAAUGUGUAUAUUACAUCGGGGGGGAAAUAAUAAUAAAAAGACAAAAAAAAGAACAGUUUGGGGGGAAAAGCUGCAAUAAUUUUUAGGGGAAAGGAUGAGGAGGAGGGGGGAGGGUUCUGUCAAUUAUUGUAGAUAAAAUUUUUCUGAUUUAAAUAUUAAAUAAAAUUAAGCAGUUGGUUUUUUUCUGCUUUGAUUGUGCUUAACAGCUGAGGUAGCUUAAACUAUUUAAAAUAAUAAUAAAAAUAAUAAAAAUUCAACUCUCUGAUGGGAGUUUAUUUUUCCCCCUCAAACCUGUCACUGUACAUAACUCUAAUCUCUUGUACACAUUUGUUUUCUUCCUUUAGUUGCGAUCGCUCUUAAGAUCAUCGCUUUUUAUUUGAUUUAUGAUUUUUCCCCCCUUUUUUCUAAAAUUAUGCUGAUGUGUGGAAAAUGUGUAGCUUUGUUGACUCUAUUUGCAAGAGAUAAAAACAAAGAAAUGGAGAUGACCGCUAAUGUUGUAUUGCUUUCUGAUGACUGUGCUAUGCAGUGUGUGGAUUUUCCCUCUCUUGGGGUUGGAGGUGGAUAGGGGCAAGUCUAGUUUUCAGAGGUGCUGAGCAUUCAUUGCUCCCACUAGUCAAUAGGAGCUGCAGGAGCAUUCAGCACUUCUGGAAAUCGGCUCCCUAAGCUUCGAAGGGCUAGUUCAUUCUGCCCCACAGACCAGCCUGGCCCAACUCCAGUGGGAGGGUUGGCACUACCAGAAGCCCAGAGGGGACAUUGUAGUUGCCACCUCUAGAGAGAAGAAGGGUUCCUGCUCCUGCCCUGCCACUCAGGCAGAGUCACCAGCAAUCGCAGAGCAAUAUUUGGUGCCUUCUGCUCCCCUCUUGUCGCUAGUAUUUGCUCCAUCACUCCCAGCCACAUCCCCAGAGGCAGAUCCACCUCAGGAAGGAGUCAUGGAAAACAUGGCUGCUGAGAUGGAGGCCCGGCAGGAGGGAUGGGUAAACUAUGUGCAGGCAGUUCUCCGUUGCUGAGUCCUUCAGGCCCAUAUUACGAGAAGGCAUUCAGAAGCCACCUGGGCUUCCUCUCUGAGUGCCAAGGGGGACAGGUCUGGAGGCAGAGCUCUGAACUGGAUGCAGAGCACAGCCCCAGAGCCUCCAGGUGGCAGGACAGAUACUUGCUACUCACUCUCUGCCAGAAAGGCAGCAUAUAGCUUUGUCUCCUUCUGUCACAGAGCGUGUAUAAUUCCUAUAGGAGGUGUGGCCCCCAGCAGGCUCUUUGCUUCAGUUAACUUUUCCCCCUAGAAGGUGGAAAUGGAAGAACAGCCAGUAGCUAGAGUCACAGUAAAAUGAGUGAGGUGAACCGAAGACAGGUCUGCAAAGCUUUGAGCUUGAGCCCAAAGGGGUCUAAGCCACUUAGUGUCCCUGUUCUCCCAGAGGGGGAAAGAACAGAACUUGCAAUACAGACCAGGAACGCCCCAGCCAUUAGUGUCACUCCCCGAGGAAAUACACUCAAUUCUGUGACCACAGCCAGAAAGUUGUUUAAGGAGAUUUCUUCACCACAUUUGACUUGAGAUCCAAACCUCCACAUCCCCUCCCCAGGCAGGAUUUUUACCAAUCACAGAUGGGGAACCGUAUGUCCGGUUCUGUGCACCAGUGGUCAUCCUAACAUCGGCACCUUGCAGCUCCACCAAGCUGGGUGUGAUGAACAAAGGCGGCCUCAGACAAGAAGGGAUCUGUGAUAGCCCACGUGGGAGACUGGCUAAUAAAAUCUGGAGCAGAAAUGGCAGCUCCAUCCAGGACGGUAGAAGUCUUCCAAACUACAGGGGCUUUGGCCAUCUAGACUCAGCUGGAUACGAUACCGCACUCUUGGAGGAGGAGUUGCUUUGUGCCAGGGGAGGUAUAUCGAAAUCAUGGAUCUGAUGAGAGAGCCAGUCCAACACUCCGUAUUCACCGUGCCCAGGUGGUGUGAGCCUUAUUGGGAUACUCGUUCCCUACCUCCCCAGGGCCUGCAGCGUAUGUAUUCGUGCUACAACAGUACAUGGCACAUUACAAGACAGAGGCACCCUGCUGAAAUAAGUACAUGCCUCAGACUGUGCAGGGGGACGAGCUGACAGAAGUGAAUUCCCUUUGGAUCUAGUCCCCUUCAUUCGAUCAUUGGGGCAAGCUUUCGCAUGUGGGGCACCUAAGAGAGACACCACAGUGCACAGCCAAUGCCAUUCAGAUGCCUGGUGCAACAUGCACACUGUCCUCUCUGUGAGCAGAGCCAAGAAGUUCUUUAAUGGGGACCUUGUCUCAGUAUAUCCAUGACUGCUGCCCUGUCAGCGCCUUAAACCAAGGACUUCCCAUCCCUCUGUAUUCAUGCCCUACCCUCCACUUCCUGUACUGCUCCUGGGUGUACAGGAACCCUAAAGAGGGGCAGCUGCAGGAUAAGCAGCGUUCUUCUAGUGCCAGGCAGUCCAUCCAGAAUGCUCGCCAGUCCUCACGCAGGCUCUGUCCUGUCCAGAAGGUAUUCAGGCAACUCUGCAAAAAGCCACAUGUCUGAGUCCCGUCAAAAGCGCAGGGUCAUGUUCUGUGUGAAGACCAAGGAAUCCCAACUAAGAGCCUGGUAGGGUUCUUUGUUAGCCCAACCCACAACAUUAGACCAAGGGUCAAUUUCUGAACUCCACUGUGGAACCUAAAGUUGGUAUUGGGCCUGAGCUACACUAGCGGGGGGGUUCGAAGUAUCUUAGUUCGACUUACCUGGCCGUCCUCACGGCGGCGAGUCGACUGCCGCGGCUCCCCCGUCGACUCCGCUUACUCCUCCUGCCAAGGUGGAGUACGGGCGUCGAUUCGGGGAUCGAUUUAUCGCGUCUAGACGAGACGCAAUAAAUCGAUCCCCGAUACAUUGAACACUACCCGCCAAUCCGGCGGGUAGUACAGACGUACCCUUAGAUAGAGACAGACACUAGCCUCAUCCACACCGCAUCUGGAAUACCUGUGAUCUCUAGCCCUUCUUUGCCUAGCCAUCAAAACCACUUUCACAGCCUCCCUAGUCUCAGCGAUGAAGGCAGAGGACUAGCCUUUUUAGCUCUCCACAGGCCUUUUUCCUGCUUAGCCUCCAAGCUUCAUCUAGCACUAGAAAUCUUGCCAAGUUUUCAGCUCGAGGAACUGAAGAAGUCCAUACGAUUUCCAUGCGUAAAUGGAGCGGAAUGGAUUUUAGUUUGAACUGAAGUUACAGAGCCCAAACGGGUAUAAUGCCCAAUGCAGAUUAGGGCUCCCUUCCAGAGGGGGGAAGCAGUCCACACGCAGCUUCACCUAACACUGAGGAAGGAUGGCCUUGCAGUUGAAGGCACAGGCCUGGGUUCCUGGCUCUGUUGCAGGUUUCCUAUGCAGCCUUGAAGGAUUACAGUAUCUGACUAACUUCCUGGGAGAAAUGUGGACCUUAAUCUCCAUGCCUCAGUUUCCCCAUAUAUUAAGAUAAAUGUAUUCUGUGCAUUGCAGUACCACCCACCAGGUGCUAGGUGCUGUCAAUACACAACUCCCUGCCCCCAAUAAGAUCACAAUCUAAGAAGCCAAGCAACAGCCGUAAGGGUAGGAGAGAUGGAUAAAAAAACACAACCAGAAUAAAUACCAUCAUUCCCAAAUGUGUACCUCGACUGGCUGACUUGUGGGCAAUGUGGUAGAAAUGGGUCUCGAGGGAUCUGCAGGAGUGUGGAUGUGCCACCUGCUUCUCCAGGAUGUUGUGAAGCUACACUUGUCAGGCUGGAGAUUUUCAGGCCGUGGAUGGAAAGCGCUAUAGAAGGAAUGGUGAUGAUUAUCGUCCGUCUACAAUGGCUAUUAACACAAUGCUAGUCCUCUUAUCUCUGCUCUUGCUAUACGCUGCUGCCCUUGUACCUAGAACCCAUCUGUCUGGACCAGUGGCAACUCAGAUCCCAGCAAGAACAUAUUGCCUGGUAAAAUCCUGGUGUUUCUGGAACUUGGAUUCCCAAUCUAGAACCCUGGCCCUGGGUUGAGUAGUCAACAAGCCGGAGACAUUAGAGAAGGAUUUUUUCCUUCUGCUUCGUAAGGCCAAGGAAGAUCUCAAUGGGAGAAGAGAGGGGGUGGACACAGAUGAUGAAGAAGAGGGUACCCAAAAAGUUCAGUGAUUGUUGGUGGCUUUGCCUGAUUAACAGGUGUCCGGUGGGAGCUGACAUGGUGGCUGGAUUAGGGGCUUCCCAUUCAAUCUCCAGAUAAAAGCUACUCUUGCUUUUUAGAUGCUGUGGUCAGUUGCCGCUGCUCUGUGGAAGGGUCUGUGACUGGUACCUGUGUGUGUGAAGUCAAUGCGUGCUUUCCCCAGCGUGGCCAAAACCUAGUGACCAAAGGAAUUUCCAAACACUGCCUAAAUUCCUAUGCUGUAGUGUUAGUGUGUUCUGUGGGGUCGCAGGAGGGGUGUGGGACGGGAAUGCCAUUCGGCUCAUUUCCUUUCCUAGUUCUGUCUUGAGCUACUCAGGUGUGAAGAGUUCUUGCCGGGCAGCCCCUUGCUCGCUGAGUUCAGCGUCCUGUGUGCAAAACACCCAUGGGAGCUUAGCAGGGGAGAAGCGAGCUUGUUAAUUAAAAUGAACUGUGAGCAGCAGUUACUUGACAAGGCGCGUUUUAAGGAGCUGAGAUAACCUACUAGUCAUGUGGGGCUGGGCUGGUCUUUUAACACAGCUGUAAAUAACAGUCCCACGGUGAUGUGCACACAUGGUGCAGUUCCUUACUGACUUUUCUCUCUGCACUGGUCUCUUUCCAGUCCCUGUUGGAUGCCUGCCCCAGAAAGCAACGUAAUCUAAUGAUUACUGUGUGUUUGUGGGGGGGAGGGUUCAGGACUCUUGCAUUCCAGCCCCAGCUGUGCUACUGACCAAAGCAGGAGACAGGUGGCACUCAACCAGAAACCAGUGUCUAUAGGGGCCCCCGACACAUAAUAUGUGCCAAUCUACCGAGUGCAGAGCAGUCUCUUUUCCUGGCCAAUCAGCCAUCUUUAAAAAACAUGUUUCAUUUUGCUUGGCAUUUGCACGUGCACGAUACUAUGUGGUGCUAACACCAAAAUGUCUCCAGACAUAGUUGGCAGCUAGAAAUGCAUCUUCGGAUCUCUAGCUUGUGAGUCGUGAGUAUGAAGACUGCUGCCCAGAGGAAGUGUAUAAAUGCAAAAGACCAACAGAUCCUUGGGAUGGGUCCCAGAAACUGUUUGGCCAAGCUCUGGGAUGUAAAGACGCUAAGAAUACACUUGGAUUUCAGCUAAGUAGGUGCUAUUCUACAGAAACCAUUCAAGUAUUCAGUCAUCGCAACACAUGCUCAUGAAUUGGUAUUGAAUCCCACCGACCGAUCCAGCAGUAACACCAAGAAACAAUCCCCUCCCUCAAGAAGACAUCAUUUACCUCUCUGCUGCCUGCACCGUUUUUUUUAGUUCAGGGAAUAGUUUAAACGUAGGUGUGUGUUGGAUUUUUUUUUUUAACUUGUUUGGAAGUGAUCGAAGUGUGAGAACCUAGUGGAAUAAAUAGAGGAACCAAUUCUAGAGAUGUAAGUAAGAGAAAUUAAUUUUGCUUUCUGGUCACUUAUGAGCCUAUCUACUCUGCUGGUUUCCUUCUAUUCUUAUAAAAUAAAAAGUACCAAUGUAUUCUACUAGCGUGGCCCCAAACGCUGUACUAAGAGGGGGAUACGGUGUAGUGGUUUGGACCAUUACUAGAAAAUGCUGUGGGACUUAUUAAGAAGUUGACUGUAAAGUUUUAAUGUGCCCUUGGUUCCCAUUGUGAUUUUAAAGGAGACCCUGAAAAAGGACAGAAAACAGUGGGGUUUUUCCCCUUCUUGCUUCUUUAUGAUGUAAAGGGAAGGCCUGAAAGAUUGCUGGUUUGGAUUCCUUUUAUAUUUAUUUGGCUGCUCAUUGUUUACAUUAUAAAUUCAGGUCUUGUCUGCCCUGUUUCUCCUGAGCAACUCUAUGGAAGACUGGAGAAUUUAUGAGAUGAUGUAAGAAACUAUGCAGAUGUAACUUGAUUAAGAGGGGAAAUUAUUUCUAAUGAGACUGUUUAAUUCAUCAUAACAAACCAUUGGAAGAAAAGCUCUUUUCUUAAAAUUCAUCUCUCUCUCUCUCUCACACACACUCUCUCUCUCUCUCCCCCCCCUACUUCUCCUUUAAUUAAGAGCUCAGAGAGCUCCCAAUCCACAGAUCUGAAUCCUCCAAGGCAGAACAAAAGGAGAAGGUUUGACAUUCCUGAUAUUUAAGGUAAAAACCAAGCAGAUAAAUAACCUUUUUAAAGAGUUUAAAAACAACCCCCCUCUAUUCCCCCCCCACACAACACCUUUCAGAGAAAGUGCUCAAACCUAUGUUUUCCUCUUAGAUCACACCUUUCAAAGUAGCUGGGGCUGCCUGGAAAUGGACACUUGUAAAACCCCACAACUCCCUAGACUUGCCACCAACCCAGGGAGAGAGUAUGUCACAGCUUUGUCCUUUAGUUAAUGUUUGUAAAGCACUUCAGAGCUGAAGCAAGCCUCACAGAAGUGCUGAGUUUAAUCAUAAUGAUCUUAAUCCAGGGGAAAUAAUGAUUUGAACGCUCAUGCUCCAAGGAAAACCUAUGCCUGCAAUCUUAGGGGGAACUAACUGCUUGGCACUGGAGUCUGAGGCCUUAUCUAUACUAGCAAACUCCAUAGCUAUAGUUCAUCCCUUGUGCAGCCCCUGCAGAGGGAAACCAUAAUGCAGACAGGGUGUGACGAGGGUAAUCACACUAGAAUCCUGUCUACACUGAGGCUUCCACCAUUGCUCUCAGGGUUGGGGCUGGACAAUGUUAACUGUGUAGUUUGGGGAAGACAGCUCCUGAUCUCUGCAACCAAUCGUGCCCCUGUAUUAAAAGAUCGGUGUGGGCGGGACAGUGGUUGUACAUCUUGUCUGAGCAAUGGUGCCUUUCGUUCCACGCGUGGGUUUGGUAUUGACUCAGUGAGGAGAGCAUCAAGAACAUUACCCUGCCUGACCUCAGUGGGAGGCCGUCCACCCCUGUCCCCAGCUGCCAUGGCAUAAGAUGAGCCGAUGGCCCUGGUUCUGUUCUUCGGCAGCACUUCCAAACCGUCCUCAAACAUUUCAGAAGCUUUCACGUGCACUGUGAGCAAAUGGCAACAAUGCUUUAGAAAUGCCUGGAUGAAAGCAGGGGCCGUGCCUAUUAAAUAGCUUCAGUAGCAGCACUGGGGGUCCUACAUGCUGCUAUGGCCUGUAACUCAGGCCCCUGAAACAUGGGUAGCUUUAGGUUACAUUACAGUCACAGCUUUCCAGCUAGGGAGGAACUAACUACUAGUUUUACAGCUAGGAGUGUUGUUCUCAGUACCCACCAAUUGCUGUCUCUGCUGCCCGAUUAGACUAAACGUUAGUGAAGCUAUUAUUUCCUCCCUAUUAAAAAAAAAAAGGGGGGGGGGGGAAUCGUGACAAUAAGUCAGAGAAUAUGAAUCCUGACUUCCCGCCCGUUUUAGGUUGGUGUGACUAGCGAUGCCAACAGAGUUACUCCCAAUUUACAGGAAUGAGAAGAGAAUCAGUCACUGGAGAUCCUAAUUAUUUUUUUAAAAAGUGCUUCAUAUUUGUUAAUUGCUUUUUUUAAAAACUUCCCAUAGAGGAAAGCAAUUUUGCCAUUCUUAAAAAUUGUCCUCAAAUAACCCUAAGGCACGGAUUUGUAUUUUGGCUUGGCUAGAAAACGGUUUUAUCUUCACUGAUCCUACUUAAAGUUGAAUUCACAUUACACUGUGAAAAAUCUCCUCAUUAGGUUUCCCCUGCUUAGGGUAAAUGGAGAUAAAAGAUGGCAAAUUGAUCAAUCUUGCAUUUAACAGCUCUAAUGUGCAAUGAGGCAUUAAAGAGCACUUUUGUCUUAAAAUAAAUGCCAUUUUUAAGUGAGACUCGUUUUGAAUAUUUUUCCUGUAUUUAAAAUGAGGCAUAUUUCUUCAGCUGCUUUACCAUUGCUUUCUGCUUAUAGUAUCAGCGUUAUUCAAUGUUUAAUUAUACUGUUUAUUGUAAAUAAAGUCAUUUAAAAAUUG